UGCAUUCGGUUCUCUCUCCAUAAUUUUACCCCCAACUAUUUUUCGUUUGUUCUUCCCUUCCCCACAAAGACUGCCGUAGCUCCCACAGGUGAACUUCUCCAUCUCUCUCUCUCUUUAAGUGCGAUAUUCCCUCAGUCGCCCUUCACCUUCAAUCUCUGAACUUGAUCGCCGACGCAGCCCAGUCCUGACUGCCGCGCCCACGUCCUAAAACGUUUUUUUGACGAGCAGCUUAGAGUUCGAAUGUGCUUAGCACUCUGUCCAGCAAGAUUAAGGACGUUGCCCGGGCAUUCGUGUCAGUUUGGAGUCCAUUCAAACACGAACCAACAGGUAAUAUUAAUCAGCGGCGUUUGGUAUUAAGAAAUUCAUCAUUCUAUGGCUCCUCGGAAAUGUCAGGUUUGCAAUGAAGCACCAUCCAAAUACAAAUGCCCCCUAUGCCUUGCACCUUAGCCUCUUCCUUUCACUUUGCUUGAAGCUGCUCUCUGAAGUGCCCUGUGCCAUCAAGCCUGUGUCUGAAGGGGACCAGUCAACUGCUUGCAACGGAACAUUUGUGGAUAGGCCAAUAUGUGUUGGAGACCAGAAUGAAGUACUUGAAAAGUCGCAGCUAGAGGCUAUUGCUUCUUCCUCAGAAAUACACAAUAUUUUGAAUGAUGAGAAACUCCAGAAGUUUAUCCUUGCCAUUGAUAGCUCACCAGAUCCAGAAACUUUGAUAAAGCUAUGGAAGAUGAAGCAUUUCGCAUUUUCAGUAGCAAGAUAUCAUCCAUCAUCAACUCUUAGACCUAACAGUCAUAGAUGGAGGAGGGAAAGACAUGUAUAUGUAUAAACAACUAGACGUUUCUGCCCCCUUGGCAUAAUGGAUCAACUUAGCAGAUGAUGAUUUCAGCAAAGAACGACGCUUCUUGGUUUGUAGUAAUGCUGGGAGACCAUCUAAGUGCUCAGCUGCUAUGUUUAAUGGUGAUCAAUGUACCAAAUUAUACUGAUCAGUUUUCAAGUACUAUAGGAACAUCUCCUUUUGACGAUCACCCAAACUCGUAUUUGAUGAUUUCUUGGCUGAAUAGGAUGUUGCAAGCCAUGUUUUGACUAAAAGACUUGCCAUUGAAUUAACCAACUGAAAGUUGAAGGUUUUACGAUUUUAUAUCAUAAAAUUUGCAUAGGUUUUAGCA
Molecule: messenger RNA, 1160 nt
Organism: Cucumis sativus (cucumber)
Lineage: Eukaryota; Viridiplantae; Streptophyta; Magnoliopsida; Cucurbitales; Cucurbitaceae
Product: zinc finger HIT domain-containing protein 3
Exons: 9
Coding region: 401-820 (139 amino acids)
Biological process (GO): maturation of LSU-rRNA from tricistronic rRNA transcript (SSU-rRNA, 5.8S rRNA, LSU-rRNA); snoRNA localization; box C/D snoRNP assembly
Cellular component (GO): nucleus; pre-snoRNP complex
Source: RefSeq, a predicted model, not a curated record